Molecule: messenger RNA, 348 nt
Organism: Cylindrotheca closterium
Lineage: Eukaryota; Bacillariophyta; Bacillariophyceae; Bacillariales; Bacillariaceae
Source: the annotation of a GenBank genome assembly
AUGCAAAACAGCGACACAACCCUAUCUUGUUCCUUUACGGUCGAGUUUCACAGCCCAGCUGCUAUCAACGACGAAACGGUUGCAAGUUUAUUGGCAGCGGCGAUUCGUCUAUUUCCUCCUCUUCCUCCACCACCACCACCACCACCACCACCAACAAUCUUAUCGACUGGUGGUAAUUGUUCCGCUGUUCUGAGUCAUCGAGAUCUUCUAUCCAUCAUUGACGAGGCUUUGGAAAUAAUGCAAGGUACAUUGGACGAUGUGCGGACUUUGGAUACGAUGCAAGAUGCAAUGGACAACUUGGGUGAUCCAUUUAGACACGUUCAACGUUGUGGUGUUCCACGCCAGUAA